Arabis nemorensis is the source of this 1359-nucleotide messenger RNA. The record is from the annotation of a GenBank genome assembly. NCBI's taxonomy places the organism in Eukaryota, Viridiplantae, Streptophyta, Magnoliopsida, Brassicales, Brassicaceae.
AUGUCUCGAUUCAAUAUCUUACUAUUCCUAACACUCACCAUUACCACUAUUUCACUGGUUACAUCCCAAGUCCCACCAGAGAAGCAAUUCAGAGUCGUAAACCAAGGCGAAUUCGGCGAAUACAUAACCGAGUACGACGCGAGUUACCGAUUCAUCACAUCACCAAACGCAAGCUUCUUCUCAAGACCAUUCCAGCUUUUAUUUUACAACACUACCCCUAGUGCCUACGUCUUAGCUCUCCGAGUCGGUCUCAGACGUGACGAGUCACUCAUGCGUUGGAUCUGGGACGCAAACCGGAACAAUCCCGUCGGAGAAAACUCGACGCUCUCGUUCGGUCGCGACGGUAACCUUAAACUCGCUGAGUCAAACGGACGAGUCAAAUGGCAAACCAACACAGCUAACAAAGGCGUAACCGGAUUCAAGAUCUUGCCCAACGGCAACAUCGUACUACACGACAGAAACGACAAGUUCGUGUGGCAGAGCUUCGACCACCCAACCGACACACUCCUCACUGGACAAUCGUUAAAAGUUAACGGAGCUAACAAACUCGUUAGCCGUAAAUCCGACAUGGACGGUUCGGAUGGUCCGUACAGUCUCGUCUUAGACAAAAAAGGUUUAACCAUGUACGUCAACAAAACCGGUACGCCGUUAGUUUACGGAGGUUGGCCAGAUCACGAUUUCCGUGGCACCGUUACGUUCGCCGUUAGACGUGAGUUCGAUAAUUUAACGGAGCCGUCAGCUUACGAGCUCCUCCUCGAACCAGCACCACAACAACCGGGUAAUAACCGUCGGUUACUACAAGUCCGACCAAUCGGAAGCGGAGACGGAACACUGAAUCUCAACAAAAUCAAUUACAACGGAACGAUUUCGUAUCUCCGAUUAGGAUCUGACGGAUCUCUAAAAGCUUUCUCGUAUUACGAUCCAGCUACGUAUCUAACAUGGGAAGAGAGUUUCUCCUUCUUCUCCACUUACUUCGUCCGGCAAUGCGGCUUACCGUCGUUUUGCGGCGAUUACGGUUACUGCGACCGAGGAAUGUGCAUCGCUUGUCCGACGCCGAAAGGGUUAAUCGGGUGGAGUGAUACAUGCGCGGCGCCUAAAACGACGACGUUUUGUAGCGGAGGAAAGGGUAAAACGGUCAAUUAUUAUAAGAUUGUUGGUGUUGAGCAUUUUACUGGGCCUUAUGUGAAUGAUGGACAAGGCCCAACUUCGGUGAACGAUUGCAAGGCGAAGUGUGAUCGUGAUUGCAAGUGUUUGGGGUAUUUCUACAAGGAGAAAGAUAAGAAAUGUUUGAUUGCUCCUCUUCUUGGUACACUCAUCAAAGAUGCAAACACUUCUUCUGUUGCUUACAUCAAAUACUAG